UUUGAUGUUGCCCUGGCACGGGUUUCCUCAAGUACCUCAUGUGUUGCUGACGUCCUUAACCCCCUCUAGCUCAAGGCCGCCAGCCAGGUCCUUCCUGUUACAGUAACUAUUCACUCCAUUUUCUGGCCGCCGGCGCUCGCACCCCGAUAGGGCCAGAUGACGCUGCGCCGACUCUUCGCGCUGGCGCUCCCUGCGGCUGCUGGUGGCGUGACGUUGUCUUUGUCAGGCCAGCGCCAGGAGGUACUGCUGCAAGACGAGGAGACCAGCCCACCGGCUGCGGCUCUCGCAGAGGACGAUGCGCCAGGGCCGCUGGCCAUGCAGCUGGGCCACUCCUCGGGGGAGGCGCUCGUGAGGUCCACCGCCGUGGGCACGCUGGUGCAGGCCUUGCAGAGCGGCGAGCUCGAUGGGAACCCCUCCGAGCGCCUCGAUGCCAUCCUGAAGCUGGGCGACCAGCUCACCUCCGAGAGCUGGCUGGCCUCCGGGCCGGAGGCCCUGCAGGCGCUGAAGGGGAAAUUCUUCAAGAGGGACGAUCUCAAGGCGAAGGUGCAGUUGAUGUGCCACCUGGACGGGGACUGCUCCUUCCAGCAGGGCUCGCUGCUCUUCUGCGAGGCCCUGCAGCUCGCGGCCUCCCAGGAGAAGCUGGGGGAUCUGGCAACGCUGGAGAAGCUCAUCAACGCGACGACGAUGUCCACCCGCUUUUAUGGCGUUGACACGGUCACCCAGAGCGCUCUGAUAGCGAGAUGGGACAAGGAGGUCGAGUGGGUGCCGAGGUUCAUGUCGACCGUCAGUCGCGUGAGUGGUGCAUUCAAGAGCCUGCGGCAGCGGAUCAAUGUCACCCCGGACUUCCGGGAGCUGGUGAAAGACACAUGUGCGGAGUUGUCGUCUAUCCGGCCCAAGUGCCUGGACAGAGCGUCGGACGGGGCCUUCUGCCAGGCGCUCGGACAAGCCGCUGCUGUAAACCUUGGCCCGCUGGAGGCCAGCAGGCGCCUCGGCGAGGUCCUGAUGACGAUUUGAGCAGCGCACUCGUCUGAACGCCCCGCGGCCGCGUGCUGGCGGUCCAUGAUUGAUGGCGGCAUUGCGCGCUCGGCUCGCUCCUCGAAGGAUGGACCCCUCGCCGGAUCGACCCUCUCUUUUCUUCCUUCCCCCCCGUUUUCUCCCUUUUACCUCCUCGACCUUCCUGCCAAUCGAAUCGCCGCGGGUUUGCAACAGAGGCUUUAACAGCACACGGGGCCAGUAACUGGCUGGCUCCAACCUAUGCUGCCGAUCGGCUGUCGUCACGGGCUGGACUUGUGAUGUGAUCGCCAGAGAAACACGUGCACCGGUCG
This is a messenger RNA of Prorocentrum cordatum, 1325 nucleotides long. The record is from the annotation of a GenBank genome assembly. Lineage: Eukaryota; Dinophyceae; Prorocentrales; Prorocentraceae.